Messenger RNA from Oikopleura dioica, 888 nucleotides. NCBI's taxonomy places the organism in Eukaryota, Metazoa, Chordata, Appendicularia, Copelata, Oikopleuridae. The record is from the annotation of a GenBank genome assembly.
AUGAAAAUUUCGACGACAAUUCUCGCUGGAGUUUCAGCAAGUCCAUUUCUCGCUGACAGUCAAGAAGCAAAUGCAUUUUUGAGCAGAACUCGACGAGCAUGGCAGUUUUUUGAAGAGACCAAAGAUGGAAACUGGGAACGAGAAUGCAUCGAAGAGGACUGUAAUGCGAAUGAGGCGUACGAGGUUGUUGAUGAGGAAAUUCGAGGCCAGAGAUUGUAUGAUUUGGUCGUCGAUUGCAAGAAAAAAUAUCCAGCAACGGCAAAUCAGAGAAAAUGUGUUGAAAAUGGGCUACAGCCUUCCUGGGGCGAGUGGGGUGAAUGGUCGGCUUGUUCUGCUACUUGCAUCAAUCCUGUUACUGGAUCCAUGCCUUUCAGAGAAAAACGUCGAAACUGCCAACCUGGAGUAGAGUCUCUCACCUGCGAGGUCGACGAAAUGGCUCGUGGAGCAUCUUCAGUUUCCACUAGUGGCGAUAAAGGACAACUCGUACAGUCAAAAUCCGAGCCUUGCCAAGCUGAAGAAUGCAAUCCGCUGAAAUCUGACUUGGAUAUUCGCAUCAGCAAUGGAGAUACAAUCGUCGCUAGAAUGAGCUGGUUCCCGCUUAAUGGCAUCGCUGCAAAUGGAGAGCUGAAGAUUUACUGGCGAAUCAACAGUGAAGUCUUUGCCAACUACAUUGGCCAGUCCAGGCAGCUUUCCUACUAUGACUCCGCUCCAGCAUCUCUCCGAAGCCGAUCAAAAAUCACCAUCGAUGAAAAUGGACGCUGGGCGGAACUGAGAAUCAAGCAAAUGACCCCUGAAGACGAGGGAAUGAUGAUUUCGACAGAAAUUCACUACCAAGGUUAUUUCGAUGAACAAGCAGUUGUUGUUCCCUCUUCUCGACCUGAUUACUAA